Molecule: messenger RNA, 1277 nt
Organism: Corylus avellana
Lineage: Eukaryota; Viridiplantae; Streptophyta; Magnoliopsida; Fagales; Betulaceae
Product: very-long-chain 3-oxoacyl-CoA reductase 1
Cellular component (GO): endoplasmic reticulum
Molecular function (GO): ketoreductase activity
Source: RefSeq, a predicted model, not a curated record
AAUCAAUAUAAUUAUAAGCAAUUGCGAUCCACCUGCACACAUCAAUAUGCUCCCCCCAUCCAUAAAUGAUUGCACGUUUGGUAGGUUGAAAAUUAAACCUAUUCACAUGGUAUCAUUAAUUAUGAAGGAUGUGAUCAUUCACUCCCUGGCCACUUGAUAAAUUAAGAAGCCUCAACAUGCAAUUUACAAGAUACAGCCUCAAAUAUUGUCAAAAUUAUGGAGUUGCAAGAUUUGAUCCUGAUAGCAGCAACUUCUUUGGGCUUACUCUCUCUUUGUAAAGCCUUGAUCAAUUUUCUCAGAUGGGUGUGGGUUAUGUUCUUUCGGCCUCCAAAGAAUCUCAAGGAGUAUGGUUCAUGGGCUAUGAUAACUGGCUCCACACAGGGAAUUGGGAAAGCCCUUGCGUUUGAAUUGGGAUCAAAGGGUCUUAACUUAGUCUUACUCGAUCUCAGCCCUUCAAAACUUGAAGCUACAUCAAAGGAGAUACACCAAAAAUAUGGCGGAAAAGUAGAAACAAAAAGUAUUGCUAUAGACUUCACCAAAUUCAGCGGAGAGGAGAUAUGUAAGAUGAUAGAGGAAGGGAUAAGAGGGUUAGAUGUUGGGAUUUUGAUCAAUAACGCAGGGGUGGCAUACCCUUAUGCAAUGUAUUUUCAUGAGGUUGAGUUAGAGGUGAUAGAGAGAAUUGUGGAGGUGAACAUAGAUGCAGCCACUUGGGUCACUAGGUCUGUGCUUCCUCGCAUGCGGAAGAAGAAGAAAGGAGCAAUACUCAACAUUGGCUCCGCUUCCUCCACCUUCUCUUUCCCUUUUGACGCCGUUUAUUCUGCAACUAAAGCGUACAUUGCAAUGUUCUCAAGAAGCCUGAGCUUGGAAUACAGGCAACAAGGAAUAGAUAUUCAGUGCCAGACUCCAAUGUUUGUGGCAACAAAAAUAACAAGAGGUUUGAAGGCACCUCUUUUCUUGGUUCCAUCACCGGAGAUGUAUAGCAAAGCAAGCAUACGAUGGAUCGGUUAUGAGCAUAUCUGUAUACCAUAUUGGAUCCAUUCUGUGCAGCGGUUUAUAAUGCAUGGAUUGCCAGAGCCAUUACUGGAUUGGUGCAUUUUCGAGCUCUUUCUCAACAUCAUCCGUAAGAGAAGAGUGAAGAAGAUGAUGACGGGGAAGCAGUGAAAACAUUUUGAAGCUCAUAAUUAAAUCAUUUAAUAAAGCAUGCAAAAUGUAUCAAUUUAUCUAUGAAACCACCUCAUGCAUGAAGUAAUUAAAAUAAUGGUUUUCACUCUCUCAAC